GGUCAGGAUUUGUGCCUAUUUGAUGAUUGGUACAGACCGACAGACCAGCACGCCACGAACACGCUACGUCAUCCCUUUGCCACAUCCGUUGGUUCUGCUGUAGUAUGAUCAAUUGUGAGGGCGGUGCGACUAUCAACUUUUGCUGUUGGGAAUCACACCUUCGCCAAAAUCUGAGCAACUGGCAACAAGUUUCGGUCUGAUAGACGUGUAGCCAAUGGCCUGCGCGGGUGAACGAUCAAACGCUUCAUACGAAAUUGAGGGCGUUUGCCACGCGGAACUUGGGAGGUCUCGCACCUGCACACUCACCGCUCACCGUCAACUCGAAGCUAGGAGGAAGAACGGCGGCUGUCAUCCCAUCAUGCCUUGGAGCAGUGCGCGUCUGCGCGAUCCAUUCCUACUUUGGCCGGCACAUGGCAGUCGAGCAGUCGUGAGUGUAUGGACAGAAGCAAGACGUGGCUGUGCGAAUCGGAUGCGACAGAUUCGCUGGGUCCAGUGCGUGUCCAAACGAGUGCUGGCCGGCCCAAUCGAUAUACGCUCAACUCUCAUUCGAGUCCUACGGACAGGUUUGAGUGGACUAUGCCUACCGCUGGCGAUAACCAGCUCUCUCGGCCUCGGCGUAGUCUGUCGAACGACAAGCACACACAAACGAAUCGAGAAAGGGGGAGUCUUCAAGAUAGCAGCCAACGUCUAGCCCGAUCCGUUCCCGAGUCGUGAGACACUAACGAUUCCUGCUCAACAUGCUGACUCUCUGUACACGCUCGGCCGCCGCCACCAGUCGAUGGGUGAAAUCGACGUGCGUCUAUGCAACAGUCGGUAGUCAUCAUUUUCGAAAUUUCGUGACUACCCGACCUUGCCCUUCUCCCCUCGCCACCAGAUGUGAGGCCUU
This is a messenger RNA of Ceraceosorus guamensis, 886 nucleotides long. RefSeq lists its product as hypothetical. The record is from RefSeq and is a predicted model, not a curated record. Lineage: Eukaryota; Fungi; Basidiomycota; Exobasidiomycetes; Ceraceosorales; Ceraceosoraceae. Bases 215 to 691 code for a protein of 158 amino acids. The transcript has a single exon.